Molecule: messenger RNA, 204 nt
Organism: Soboliphyme baturini
Lineage: Eukaryota; Metazoa; Nematoda; Enoplea; Dioctophymatida; Soboliphymatidae
Source: the annotation of a GenBank genome assembly
GUUCCCCUUAGAAAAAUCCUUCUGUACAAUCUGUACCAGAUUAAACGCAUUGUUAUCCGGGAAUGUCAUAUGUGGAGGCUACAGCUGGCUGACAUGACGCUGCAGGGGUCGCCAAGGGCCGCGCAACCUGCUGGUGGAACUGAGGCAGGCAGCGAAGUUGGCGAUCAGAACCUGCUCAUCACCUUCUGGCAACCGGGGACGUAG